UUCUGGAACCAUCUGGCUAAUGUCUUGAACUUACAUGAAAGUUCCCGAGAAUCUCAGAUUAAACCCUCGUCACGAAGCAAACACUUACCUCGAACUCGUGAGCGAUUCAACUCAUUCGAGUUCUCUCGCUAGCUUGCACUCGUACAGUCAAGCAUGGCAAUAAUUUCCGAUUUUCAAGAUGAGCAAGAGAACGCCAAACCUUCCUCGUCGGCGGCAAGAACGAUAUCGUUUAGUGCGACCUUGGAUCCGUCGAGCCCACUAGGAUUUGUGGAGAAAUUUUUCGACUUUCUUGCCGAAGAAAGCGACUUUCUUGAUAGGGCCUCGGCAGCGGCGGAGGUCGAAUCGGCGGUGAGGGCGGCGAAGGAGAAGAGGAGGAAGAAGAAAAAGGCGGAGGCAGAGGCCGAGGAGAGGAGGAGGAAAGAGGAGAAGGCGGCGAUGGAAGUGGAGAGGGAGGAAGAGAAGAAGGUAGUGAAGGAAGAGAAGGUAGAGGCGAUGGAGGUGGAGAAGACGGAGGAGAAGACCGGCGUAAGAGUUCCAAAUAGAGGCAAUGGCCUUGAUCUGGAGAAAUACUCCUGGACACAAACCCUGCAGGAGGUCACCGUAAAUGUUCCAGUGCCUGCUGGAACUAAAUCAAGAUUUAUUGUGUGCGAUAUAAAGAAGAACCAUCUGAAAGUUGGACUCAAGGGCCAGCCUCCUAUAAUUGAUGGGGAGCUUUAUCAGCCUAUCAAGCCUGAUGAUUGCUAUUGGAGCAUAGAGGAUCAGAAUGCCAUAUCUAUACUUUUGACCAAGCACAACCAAAUGGAGUGGUGGAAAUCUGUGGUGAAAGGUGAUCCUGAAAUCGAUACUCAGAAAGUUGAACCCGAGUCCAGCAAGCUAUCUGACCUGGAUCCAGAGACACGGCAGACUGUCGAAAAGAUGAUGUUUGAUCAGAGACAGAAGUCUAUGGGCCUCCCAAGUAGUGAUGAAAUGCAGAAACAGGAGAUUCUGAAGAAAUUCAUGGCUGAGCAUCCAGAGAUGGACUUUUCAAGGGCGAAGUUAGCAUAAAUGGGGCUGUUUCGGUUACUGAUCCUUUUUUUUGUUGAACUGUAAUUUACUGUGUCUCUUCUCAGUUAUAUGUUGGUGCUUUUUUGGUUAAUCAUGGAGUCGGAUGGUUUCUUACAAGAUGUAAAGGAAUUUGAUCUUCUUUUAGCUCUAUUGGUACAAAGAGAAUUAUGGGAUAA
This is a messenger RNA of Carya illinoinensis, 1220 nucleotides long. Its product is annotated as protein BOBBER 1. NCBI's taxonomy places the organism in Eukaryota, Viridiplantae, Streptophyta, Magnoliopsida, Fagales, Juglandaceae. The record is from RefSeq and is a predicted model, not a curated record. The transcript has 6 exons. Gene Ontology annotation, cellular component: cytoplasm. Gene Ontology annotation, biological process: protein folding. The coding region runs from base 154 to 1044 and encodes 296 amino acids.